GAGAUUAUGGACGAGAAUUCCUGAAACCUCUUCUAGUUUUGAAACCAUUCUACUUCCAUUACCACCGCAUUGUACCAAAUUACUUGUUUUCCUUUUGGGAAAAAAAAGGUGUUAUCCUUAUCUGGAGUUUUACUUUUUUUGCCUUGUUGUUAUGAUUCCUGGAUCGACAUCUUGUUUCAGGGUUCCCACAUUCAUAAUUUCAAUUCAUUUCUCAAGUAAAAACAUAAAUCGACAGACUUAUUUGGUUGCAAGCUUGGUCUGAGAUCAAAGUGGGGUUUCUUCAAAUUACUGUAAUUUGGAGAACCCCACUUGGUUUCGCAUCACAAAAGCUUGUAUACGUAACUAUUAAUGGGCAAUUGCAAUAUUAGUUUCCAGCGUGGUGAUGAUGACGGUUCGAUAGAGGAACAACAUGUAAACUUUGCUGGUGGAAAAGUUCAUCUUGUAUCAACAAAAGCUGAUUGGGAAAGACAACUAGCCGAUGCAAACAAGCAAGGAAAAACAGUUUUAGUGAACUUCAGCGUGAGUUGGUGUAAGCCUUGCAGAACUAUUGCUCCACAUUUCUGCGAGUUGUCCAUAAAAUACCCUUCUCUUGUGUUCCUUACAGUUGAUGUUGACGAACUCCCAGAAUUCAGUUCUUCGCUGGAAAUCAAAGCUACACCGACAUUCUUCUUCUUCAAAGAUGGAGAGCAACUGGAUAAACUCGUUGGAGCAAAUAGAUCAGAUCUUGGGAAGAAAAUUACUGAAAUCCUUAACCAAUUAUCUAAGAAUUAAUGAGUUACUACUUGUCAGAGAGAUCCCAUUGUCAUAUUUUUUGUAUCUAGUUAGCUUUAUAUGCAUAUGCCACUAAUUGAUGAAUCCCAUUGUCACACAAACUCAAAACAAACCAGACUUGGAACUGUUUUCGUCUGAUGUACGACCUUCCAUGUGAAUUACAUGUAGCUCUAGCCUAUGAGCUUUUACAUUCAAAGUUAGCAACUACAACAACAUCUAGAUAAGAUAAUAUAAGCUGUGAAGAUUAUUAAAA
Messenger RNA from Papaver somniferum (opium poppy), 1024 nucleotides. RefSeq names its product thioredoxin H-type-like. The record is from RefSeq and is a predicted model, not a curated record. Lineage: Eukaryota; Viridiplantae; Streptophyta; Magnoliopsida; Ranunculales; Papaveraceae. The coding region runs from base 349 to 771 and encodes 140 amino acids. The transcript has 6 exons.